Messenger RNA from Cavia porcellus (domestic guinea pig), 1668 nucleotides. RefSeq names its product keratin 12, type I (gene Krt12). Gene Ontology annotation, biological process: intermediate filament organization; epithelial cell differentiation; morphogenesis of an epithelium. The record is from RefSeq and is marked provisional. Gene Ontology annotation, molecular function: structural molecule activity. Gene Ontology annotation, cellular component: cytoskeleton. Lineage: Eukaryota; Metazoa; Chordata; Mammalia; Rodentia; Caviidae.
CUCCAGGGACACCAUGUCACUCUCAGGACCUGGCUCUGCACUGUCCUGGCGCCUGUCUGCACAGAGCGGGGCGGCGGGCAGGGCCAGGGGCCUGUCUGCCUCCAGCCUCGCGGGUGGCUCUGGGGGCAGCGCCCUGGGCCUUGGAGCUGGUGGUGCUGGGGGCUUUUCUGCAGCUUCCAUGUUUGGGUCCAGCUCUGGCUUUGGUGGUGGCUUUGUAUGUGCCCCGGGCACUGGUCACGGGGGAGCCUUGGGAAGCAGCUUCGGAGGGCUGGGGAUGGCCUUCGGGGGCAGCCUGGGAGCUGGCUCUGCAGGCAUUCUCUGCAGCAGCGACGGAGGCCUGGUUUCUGGGUCAGAAAAAGCCACCAUGCAGAAUCUGAAUGACAGACUGGCGUCCUACCUGGAGAAGGUCCGAGCACUGGAGGAGGCAAACGGCGAGCUGGAACAGAAAAUACGAGACUGGUAUGAAAGACGGGUUAGCGGGGACCCUGCGUCCCAGUAUGAUUACAGUAAAUACGACCCGCUGAUCGAAGAGCUCAGGAACAAGAUCAUUUCCGCCAGCAUCGGAAACGCCCAGCUCGUCCUGCAGAUCGACAAUGCCAGGCUGGCGGCCGAGGACUUCCGGAUGAAGUACGAGAGUGAGCUGGCCUUGCGCCAGAUGGUAGAGGCGGACAUCAACGGGCUGCGCAGGGUGCUGGACGAGCUGACCCUGGCCAGGGCCGACCUGGAGGCACAGAUCGAGAGUCUGCAGGAGGAGCUGGCCUACCUGAAGAAGAACCAUGAAGAGGAGCUCCAGAGCUUCCGGGCCGACGGCCCUGGCGAGGUCAGUGUGGAAAUGGACGCGGCCCCGGGCGUGGACCUCACCAGGCUGCUGAACGCUAUGAGGGCGCAGUACGAAGCGGUUGCGGAGCAGAACCGCAAAGAUGCAGAGGCCUGGUUCUUGGAGAAGAGCGGGGAGCUCCGCAAGGAGAUCAGCACCAACACCGAGCAGCUGCAGUCCGGCCGGAGCGAGGUCACCGACCUGCGACGCGCGCUGCAGGGCCUGGAGAUCGAGCUGCAGUCCCAGCUCGCCGUGAAGAAAUCCCUGGAGGAGUCGCUGGCGGAGACGGAGCGCGACUACUGCGGCCAGCUGUCCCAGGUGCAGCAGCUCGUGGGCCAUCUGGAGGCGCAGCUGCAGCAGGUGCGCGCCGAUGCAGAGCGCCAGGGCGCAGAGCACCAGCGGCUGCUGGACGCCAAGGCCCGGCUAGAGCUGGAGAUCGACACCUACCGCCGCCUGCUGGACGGGGAGGCCGCGGGUGAGGCUCUGAACGAGAGCUCAGCUCUAACCGAAUGCAAAUCCCAAGCUCCAUCCACCGACUCAUCCAAAGACCCAAGCAAAACCCGAAAAAUCAAGACCAUCGUGCAGGAGGAGGUGAAUGGGAAGGUGGUCUCAUCUCAAGUCCAGGAAAUUGAAGAACUGAUGUAGAAAUCUCACCAGAUCGGCCCGUGAUUUGCUCCUAGGAAUGAGAAAUUGGCUUGUAGGAAUUAACCCUUUCAGAAUCACAUGCAGUGGUAGUUCAAUCUCUGUUUUGCUCGGUUCGGUUUUCUCUAGAUUCUCUCUUGCCUUGAGUUCUCUUUGUCUUUCUGAAGCAAGGGUCGGUUACGAGUCAAGGUGACCAUGUUGAUCUCCAU